This is a messenger RNA of Carassius carassius (crucian carp), 1990 nucleotides long. RefSeq names its product translocation associated membrane protein 1 (gene tram1). The record is from RefSeq and is a predicted model, not a curated record. Gene Ontology annotation, cellular component: endoplasmic reticulum membrane. Gene Ontology annotation, biological process: SRP-dependent cotranslational protein targeting to membrane, translocation; protein insertion into ER membrane. NCBI's taxonomy places the organism in Eukaryota, Metazoa, Chordata, Actinopteri, Cypriniformes, Cyprinidae. The transcript has 11 exons. The coding region runs from base 108 to 1217 and encodes 369 amino acids.
GAAGAAAGGCAGAAGUAGGCGUUAAGACUGACGUGCCUGCCUUGUAACAAUAGUGAAGACGUGUUCCUCACUCCCACUCAAGAAAAGUUCUCUCAACAUCCACCAAGAUGGGAAUCCGAAAAAAGACCACCAAGAACCCUCCGGUGCUCAGCCACGAGUUUGUGAUCCAGAACCACGCGGAUAUCGUGUCUUGCGUUGCUAUGGUGUUUCUGUUGGGUCUUAUGUUUGAGAUUACCUCAAAAGUAGCAGUUUUGUUCAUAACUGUGCAAUACAAUGUAACCAUUCCAGCAAAUGCAGGUCCCGAGGAAACAGCAGUGAAUUACUUCCAUUACGGUCUGAAAGAUGUGGCCACCGUCUUCUUCUACAUGCUAGUUGCAAUUAUCAUGCACGCCAUUAUUCAGGAAUAUGUGCUGGAUAAAAUCAACAGGAAGAUGCACUUCUCCAAAACCAAGCACAGCAAGUUCAAUGAGUCGGGUCAGCUGAGUGCCUUCUACCUCUUCUCCUGCCUGUGGGGAGCCAGCAUUCUUGUUUCUGAGAACCUCCUGUCCAACCCUGUCAGCCUGUGGGACGGUUACCCACACACCCUUAUGCCGUUCCAGCUGAAGUUUUACUACAUCUGUCAGCUUGGUUACUGGCUUCAUGCUAUCCCUGAGCUCUACUUCCAAAAGACCAAGAAAGAGGACAUUCCUCGUCAGCUUGUUUAUAUCAGCCUUUACAUGGUCCAAAUCACAGGAGCCUAUGUUCUAAAUCUGAACCGGUUGGGCUUGGUGUUGCUGGUUCUGCAUUACUUUGUUGAGCUCCUCUUCCAUGUAGCCCGACUCAUUUACUUCAGCAAUGAAGACCGGCAGACCGGGUUUACAGUGUGGGCUGUUCUGUUUGUGCUGGGCCGGUUGUUGACUCUUUCCCUGUCUGUUCUCACUGUGGGCUUUGGGCUGGCCGGAGCAGAGAAACAGGGUUUGAACCUCGCAGAGGGAAGCUUUAAUGUCCUGUUUGUUCGGGUGACCGUCCUGGCUGCAAUAUGCACCACUCAGGCUUUUAUGAUGUGGAAAUUUAUCAACUUCCAGCUGCGCCGAUGGAGAGAACACGCACAGACUCAGACCUUAAAGAAGAAAUCGUCCUCUUCUAAGAGCAAAUCAAAGAAAGCCAAUGGUGUGAAUGGAUCUGUUGGUGCCAGUGGAGCAGAUUCUCCCCGAGCGAGAAAGGAGAAGUCAUCAUAAAGUCCCAACUUCUGUCCAGGAUGAAUCAUUUCUCUCCCUUCUCUUCAUCAUGCAUUUUGUCUGUAGCCCAUUUUCCCUUUCCCCUCAUUUAUCAGAAAAAGAAAAGAAAAAACUGCUUUUUGAUCCUGUAAGAUGCUGAAUGCUGUAUUUCAUGAAGCCAUCCAACUAUUAUGUCUCUUUGCAUGAAGGGCUUGAUGAAAAGUGGCUUUGGGGGAUUUUGGAGUUUUUUUUUUUAUUCUCCUCUACAUUUGUUUUCUUAUUCUAAAGGUCCAUAUGCUCUUUACUUUAUUUUCUUAAUGCUGCCAUCCCAAAUCCAAAUCUAUGAUCCAGCCAUACCUACAAAGAAAACAUGAAAGCUGUGGGGAAAAUGUAACUUAUUUUUACAAGUGCCUAACCAUACAGAUCAGAGGACUUAUUCAGUAUUUUAACUUGAAUUUGAAAUCAGGGUUGUAUUUAAAGUUCUCUGAAGGCUCACAGUUUUGGUUUAUUCUGUCCUAUGCAUUUGGAACUAUUUCAAAUGUCUCUUUAUUUGUGUUGUAUAAAUGCAUUGUCACAAUAUUAUUCUUUUUUUCAUCAAAAAAAAAGAAAGAAAUCACAAGCUAAAAUGUUAAUUUGAUGCCUUUUUUUAAGAUAUCAAUUUGUUGUAUUUUUGUGUAAUUAGUCAAGGUAAACAAAAAGUUUUGUAAAUUUUGUAAUUUAAUUUAGCAAAGGAUGAUGAACAAAAAGAAGAAAAGCUGUAUGCUUUUGAUUUGUCAAAAGGUUAUAGCUUUUAU